Molecule: messenger RNA, 3321 nt
Organism: Suillus discolor
Lineage: Eukaryota; Fungi; Basidiomycota; Agaricomycetes; Boletales; Suillaceae
Exons: 9
Coding region: 1-3321 (1106 amino acids)
Biological process (GO): lipid metabolic process
Molecular function (GO): phosphoric diester hydrolase activity; protein binding
Source: RefSeq, a predicted model, not a curated record
AUGAAGUUUGGCAAACAAAUUCAGGCAGAACAGGUCCCUGGAUGGUCUGCAUACUAUCUGGACUACAAAUUUCUCAAGAAGAUCAUUUCGUCCCUUGCUGCUAAUCGACCUGCGUCCGAAGCCGCUGCAUUGGCCCUUGGUGUCCGCCCAGCUGAUAUCUUGAGACCUAUUUCACAGAAUAGUACCACAGCAAUCCGAGUCCCAGUAUCAGCCCAACUAGACACCUCAAAUCCCGUCGAGCCGAUAACGCAAGAUGAGCCAGAUGAACCACCUAUAUUGUCUGUUCUCCAACAGGACGACGAUCGUGGUUCUGACUUCCAGGCGCACAAAGCCGCUUUCUUCUUCAAGCUAGAGCGUGAACUGGAGAAGAUCAAUACAUUUUACCUGCAGAAAGAAGCAGAGCUGAAGCUCCGGUUGGAGACCCUACUCUCCAAGAGGCGCGCCGCGGCAAUACGCGGGCUUCCUGAUACGUCCGAGGAAAUCAAUGUGAACCAUGUCGAGUGGAGUGCUGUUGAGGAGGGCUUCCGCCUCCUCGAAAGGGAUCUUGGAAAACUCCAGCAAUUUAUAGAGAUGAACGCAACAGGAUUCAGGAAGAUUUUGAAGAAAUGGGAUAAGAGGUCGCGGUCAACAACGAAGGAGCUCUACCUCGCCAGGCAGGUUGAGGUCCAACCAGUCUUUAAUCGGCAGGCAAGCGAUCUCAUAUCAGAGCUGUCUGAUACUGUAGCGUCCUGCCUCCUGGAUAUCACGGACCUAUCUGCUAGCUUGAAGGUUGAAGGUCCAGCUGCCCAUGAUUUCGUGAGCUUCAUCGAGAAAAAUAUGUACGCAGGACCGUUCCGCGAUUUUGAGCAUGAUUUGCGAAAAGCCGUGGAGAACUCGGAUAAAGCCUCUAUCAAGGAUCUUGUUCACCACUCGGAUCUUCUUGGUACACAGAAUGGAUGCAGAAUCAAUGUCACUCGCGUGCUGUGGAGGGUUAUCGUCGAUGCGCCACCUGAGUUAGCGGAUUUAGUACUCGCGAGCAUCACAGUCCCGUUCGACUUCGACUUCGUUGACGAUAUCAAUGGGCGAACAUGCAUCCACGAAGCAGCUGCCGCAGGGGCUCUUCGCCUCGUCAAUAUGUGUUUGGAGAAGUCAUCACAGCCAAAGAAGCUUGAUGUUUAUGGUCGGUCUGCCAUGCAUUAUGCGGCGAUGCAUGGGUACGCGCAUGUCUGCAAGCGGCUUUUGGAAGCUUCCCUACCUCCACACGUUCUCGAUGUGGACAAUUGCAGCCCUCUGGUCUAUGCCACUUUGCAGGGAAGUCCGGAAUGUGUACAAGUGCUGUUGUGCGACCAGUGCAUCUUGCCAUCAUUCACUGCGCCGAACGACAAUCUAAUUCCUCUUGCUUUGGCCAGUCAGCAUGGUCAUUUAGAAAUUGUAUCUCUUCUUCUGAAAAGAGGGGCACGUUGCAUGCCAAAUAGCAAUGGCGAAUACCCUAUACAUCUUGCCGCACGGGACGGUCAUGCCGAGGUUGUCAAGCUUCUUCUGGGCCAUGGAGGUUGCGAUACUCCAGACAAGUACCACGAGUGGACGCCCCUCUUUCACGCUGCGCGCCAAGGUCGCGCAUCUUGCCUUCGAACUCUUUUGGAGGCUGGUGUUCGAAUGGACUUGACUGAUGAAGUAGGACAUCAGGCAGUUCAUUAUGCGGCCUGGUAUGGGCAUCGAGAGUGUGUAGAGAUCCUGAUCGAAGCUGCAGCGAAGGUACCCCAUGCCACAGAAAUCGUUAGUCUUGGCCCCAAGUCUCCACUGAAUAACACAGAAAUGCAAGUGGAUUCCGAGUUUGAUCAGAUCCCUUCGUUGUCACUUCCCCCUCCGAUCAUGCCGCAUCGUGUAUACGGGCAUAAUUAUUUGGACAAGAACUAUCUCGUCGAGGUUACCGUUAACAAUAACCUUUUCCGAGGCGCGGGUGUAACACUCCAUCCCCGUCUGACCAGCUCUAUUAUUGCGCCCAAUUUGUCACUUCCAUCUUCAAAACCCCUGAAAAUGGUAAUCACCGCUGGUCCUGGCGUCAAUGCUGCUCCGUAUAGCAUUCUAUUGCCUCAAAUGGAAGAGUGCGAUGUGUUUGUCUUCCAAUCCCCGUCGCUGAAAGGGUUGAGCUUGGAAUUUUCGAUAUAUCCUAAUUUCGGCACUAAAACGAUUGGGCGUGCAAUUGCUCAUCCAUCGGUUUUGCAAAGCUGCAAUGGCGUAUCAGAUGUCACGCUUCCUAUCCUUGACACUCGUCUUCAUAGUAUCGGAGAAGUUACUGUCUCAAUCAGUGUCAUAACACCAUUUCAAGGUGUUACGUUGGAAGUGGGCGGAGCGGUGGAAACCUACUGGAAAUCAAUGGCAAUACCCAGAGGCACACCUUCCAAUUCGCAAACAUCAUUGCCGUGGCAGCAAUCUCCCGGCUCACUGGAUUCGACAUAUACGUCACCCUCGAUACAUUCCAACGCCGCCUCCCCGUUGCACACAUUAACCUUAUCAUCAUUGAUCGGGAAUCACGUGCAUAUCACCGUGCAAGUCACGCGCGACCUGCAUUCUGUGAUAUUCGGUGACUAUCUUUUACCGGAGGCCUCUUUCGACCUUGGUGUUUCGGAUGUCAAUCUAGACCAGUUCCAGGCUCUGGCACGUCGAUUGAGGCGCGAUGAUAAGUCGCUUAGAAAAGCAGUAUCUGCGCAAGAAUGGUCCAGAAUGCUGUCACACAGUAUGAUUACCCUUGCGGAUGCAAUGCAGGUUCUUCCUACGCAGCUCGGCCUUACGUUAGAGUUGGCACUGCCUGCCGAGCGUCGAGACCGUGGUUCCAUAAGAUGCCAAGUGGACCUGAAUGAAGCUGUUGAUAGCGUGCUGCGCACAAUCCGGCAGACUUCUUCGGCUUUAGGUGGAGCGUUCGCUCGUCGCCGAAUAGCCCUCACUUCAUUUUCGCCACAAGUCUGUGUAGCACUAAAUUGGAAACAACCAAAUUAUCCGGUUUUCUUUUCAUCUCGAUGCGGCCAAAUUGACGAGGGGCAACGAGCGUCGACCAGAUACCGUGCUGAUGAUACAAGUCCCGGGUGUCAUUAUUGGUCAUCCAGCGUAGCUGCUGGCGUAGACUUUGCAAAACGAAAUAACCUUUUGGGUGUUUUCUUCGAUCCGAAAUUAUUGUUGCAGGUCCCUUCGCUGAUUCAAGGAAUCAGGGACGCUGGCCUUGUAGUUGGCUUCUGCGACAGUCCGCUGGCCGUCGCUGAGCCGCUGGAAGGUAAAAAUGUGGACGCAUACAUUCAUGAUGGCAUCGUAGCAUACAUGGACCAUUCUACGAGCGAUCAGUUUUGA